UCCUCGAAUACCCCUGCCACUGUUGUUGUUUACCGCUGUAAAGACAACAGGUUUGUUGGACGCCGCCGUAUUUCGCGUGCGAUUAACAAGCGAAUCAUUGUGAAAAACUUACCUUUCGAGUAUUUACGAGAGAUUGAUUACCUUGGACUGUCGACAUUCAAAUUGAGAAUGGAGGAUAAAGAAUGUCGAGACCGUGGGUACUUCCUGGUGAAGACAAUCGCAACCGGGAAGUUUGGUGACAUCAAGCUGGCUACCGCCGAGGACUCCUUGAGAUUGUCGUUCAAAAUGAGGCUAUUGGUACUAGGCUUUUACGGAACUCCCAAACACAUGCAGGUUGCAGUGAAAAUCUACAACAAGGGAAAGCCAAAUUACGAACUCUUCAAGAGGGAGGCGGACAUGCUGCGGGAGCUCAACCACUGUAAUGUGAUGAGCGUAUACGAUUUCUUUAACACAAUCGACCGCACCUAUCUGGUGAUGGAGUAUUGUGGAAUGAACGGGAGGCUGGGGGAGUUCAUCCAGCAGUACCGGGCGGGUAGAGGCGUGGGUCUAGCCGAGAAAGUCGUGCGGCACUUCACUCAUCAGUUGGUGGACGGAAUGAAGUACGUUCACAAGUGUGGCAUCGUGCACAGGUUAGUAUGCGUUUCCAUUCUGUCAUAGCGUUGUUAGUUUACAGCUUUCCUCUGU
Molecule: messenger RNA, 684 nt
Organism: Branchiostoma floridae (Florida lancelet)
Lineage: Eukaryota; Metazoa; Chordata; Leptocardii; Amphioxiformes; Branchiostomatidae
Product: serine/threonine-protein kinase ULK1-like
Exons: 4
Coding region: 169-657 (162 amino acids)
Biological process (GO): peptidyl-serine phosphorylation; autophagy
Cellular component (GO): cytoplasm
Molecular function (GO): ATP binding; protein serine/threonine kinase activity
Source: RefSeq, a predicted model, not a curated record